AUGAGUGCACUGUCGAAAGCCUUCCCCCAUGCGGUCAAGGAGAUCCGCUUGCAUUUUUCCCCGACGGGUUCUGGUAGCGCUGGCAUCAGGAAAUUCGUGCAGGAGUAUUAUCCGGUCAUGAAGCAGCACAACCCGAAUGUGCCUAUUCUCUUGCGCGAGGCAACCAGCACUCCUGCACGCAUGUUUAUUCGACUGGAGCGCAGUGUGGACUUGAACGCGUUCGAAGUGCCUGCUAUUAAAAAAAAGUUUAGCGAAAUGCUCUCGCAGUAA
Messenger RNA from Malassezia vespertilionis, 270 nucleotides. RefSeq lists its product as uncharacterized. The record is from RefSeq and is a predicted model, not a curated record. Bases 1 to 270 code for a protein of 89 amino acids. The transcript has 3 exons. Lineage: Eukaryota; Fungi; Basidiomycota; Malasseziomycetes; Malasseziales; Malasseziaceae.